AUGCCCCCAAAACUGCCUGUGGGCACGCAAUCCGAAUGCAUCGCUACAAUUCACCGAGCUGUGAUGUUCAGCGGCUUCGAUGCAGCGAAUCCGGAUCUCACCGUCGCCCAGAAGAMGAGGCUCCUGCUGAGUCCUCCUCGCUUCCCACGAGGAAUGCCAGUGUUCUCUGGUUAUGCAAAGACAAGAGGUGGAUACAGCACAUGCAUUGUCGGUGGAAGACGAAGACUGCUGCAUAGAGUUGCUGUGAUGGCAGUGGCAGGCCGGAUGAAUCAGAGGGUAUGGGAUGCUUGA
Ramularia collo-cygni is the source of this 291-nucleotide messenger RNA. RefSeq lists its product as uncharacterized. The transcript has a single exon. NCBI's taxonomy places the organism in Eukaryota, Fungi, Ascomycota, Dothideomycetes, Mycosphaerellales, Mycosphaerellaceae. The record is from RefSeq and is a predicted model, not a curated record. The coding region runs from base 1 to 291 and encodes 96 amino acids.